CUACAAAGACGACAGCGCAAAACACCUUAAGCAGCAGUGGAAAGAAUCAACGUUGUCAAUCGUGAUGAUUCGGAUGCUAAGGAUCCCCUUUCUUUCUCUCUAUACGCCUAAGGUGUCAUCAGCGUCCUUGUUUGGAGAUCUACUUGUUAAUCAUGAGCGUUACAGUUCCAGUAUACGAGUAACGGAGAUACUUAAGGACCAUGUGGGAGUUUCAUCAAAUAGGAAUUCACUUUGUGGAUUUAGAACUUUUUGCACCGGCCAAGAUUUGUCAACUAAGAAGUGUGUGCCAUGCGCCUCAGAGGACCUGCGACCCAUGACCGAGGAAGCAGCAAAUGAGCUAAUUCGACAGGUAGCCGGAUGGAAUUUGGUCAAUGAAAGUGGCAUGCUGAAGCUGAAUCGGUCAUGGAGAGUGAAGAGUUUUACCAAAGGAUUGGAAUUAUUUACACGCGUAGCUGUGGUUGCAGAAGCAGAGGGUCACCAUCCAGAUCUUCAUCUUGUUGGAUGGAACAAUGUAACAAUCGAAAUAUGGACACAUGCAGUUGGUGGACUUACUGAAAAUGACUUCAUACUUGCUGCGAAGAUAAGUGAACUUAACUUACAAAGCCUGUUGAGGCGAAAAGCUUCCGAUUAAACUGCUAGCAUAAACAUGAUGUGGAUACGUUGCAAGUAAGCUCUGUUGAUGUGCCAUGACUGCUUCCUUUCUGGUAGAUAUUUUGAAAUGGACUACCUUAAAGUAGCUUUUGUUUGUUGAGAAUUUAAGGAUGUGACAUAGCAGCUGUGCGUCCAGAUGAUAGAAACGUGAUCAGUUUUGUUCUAUAUUUUGCACUAUUCUGUAGACCUUCCCUACACUGCAUUUCCUGUUAAUGGAGUGUAUAUUGAGUGUGUUUGGAGGCUU
Messenger RNA from Juglans microcarpa x Juglans regia, 895 nucleotides. RefSeq names its product pterin-4-alpha-carbinolamine dehydratase 2, mitochondrial. Gene Ontology annotation, biological process: tetrahydrobiopterin biosynthetic process. The transcript has 8 exons. NCBI's taxonomy places the organism in Eukaryota, Viridiplantae, Streptophyta, Magnoliopsida, Fagales, Juglandaceae. Gene Ontology annotation, cellular component: mitochondrion. Gene Ontology annotation, molecular function: 4-alpha-hydroxytetrahydrobiopterin dehydratase activity. The coding region runs from base 65 to 631 and encodes 188 amino acids. The record is from RefSeq and is a predicted model, not a curated record.